UGCACUGUCGAUUGUGCUAUUCACUAACUUAUGUUAACUAACACUGAACAGCUGUUUUCUUCUAUUUAUUCAAACUGAUAGAGAGUGGCAUCUUUGUCAAAUUAAAUGUCAGAAUGAGCGAAUAACAUGAAGAAGAGAAACAAAAAAAUAUAGACGUCAAACUGUUAAAUGCAAUUGUGAGUGUUUUUUAACAAUAAUAUAUGUACAAAGAUGACAUCGACAGCUACCAAAAGAAGCCGUGCCACAUCCGAGCAGCUAAAUCGCCUGCUUGACUACCUAAUGGAAGUCCCGGGUCUAGCAGGAUCUAGGUUCCACAGCCUCCAUGGUAAGUACGAGUGCGACAAAAAGUGGAGCGAGCUAGCAGCAAAAUUAAAUAGUCUGGGUGGAGCAGUGAAGACGGUGAAUCAAUGGCAAACGGUAUGGCGGGACUUAAAAAGCCGCACCAGCAUUAAAGCACGGAAUCGGCGAAGGCAACAAGCUUUAACUGGGAACAGGCCAAUCAGCGAGGAGCCCCUAACGGAAUUCGAGAGGCGGGUGUCUGCUCUUAUAGGGGAGGAGUAUAUGAAGGGCCACGAUUCAACCCCUGAAAAUAUUCCACUGGAGGAGGUAAUCCAAAUGGGUAUCGAAGUGGAAGAUGAAAGGGUGAUUUCGGAAGCCCCGUCGCCUUUACGGACGCCACUGGCAGAGAAUUUGACGCUGAGGUCAGGUAAUUCCCAUAUCUCAGACAGGAGAACACCACGGGCGAGCUUGAAAAGAAAGCGCAUGGAAGAAGACGGUAAUGCUCGGAAGAAAUUUUUGGAAAUAGCAGAAAAACAGGCAGAUGCACUAAAGAUGCUAGCCCAGUCGAGUAUAGAAACAGUAGAAGUCGCGAAACAACAAGCAGAUGCUUUAAAGAUCUUAGCCGAAAGCAGCUCUGCAAUUGCUCAGGCUAAUAAAAUGAUGGCGGAGGCAAUAGCCGUAUUGGGGAAUGGAUUAAGCGCUACCGCAGAAGCAUUCAACAAUCUAACGAAUGCAAUAUAUCGUAUGUAG
Messenger RNA from Anastrepha ludens (Mexican fruit fly), 1029 nucleotides. RefSeq lists its product as uncharacterized. The transcript has 6 exons. Bases 211 to 1029 code for a protein of 272 amino acids. The record is from RefSeq and is a predicted model, not a curated record. Lineage: Eukaryota; Metazoa; Arthropoda; Insecta; Diptera; Tephritidae.